AUGGCACAUAUUCAGCGUAUAAAAGUCCUCGACGGCAUCGCCGUCAACCUGUGGAGCGACAAGCCGACCGAGAUCGUGCUGGGACUUUUCCUUAGCACAUUGAGAACGAAGGACAACGAGCGGCUCUGCCGCGAGCUGAACAUCGUCGCUCGCGUCGCGAUUUACCGCGAGGGCGACCCCAUCCCCUGGAGCCCCCCCACCCGCAGCGGUAGCACGGGGGUGGUCGGCCAGACAGAGGAGAGCAGCAGCAAGCUCCUGUGCAUACCCGUCUACGACCAGCGGUCCACCAACCUCCUCGAGCACUUCCCGUCCAUAUGCCACUUCAUAAACAAGCACGCCGACGUGCCGUCGUCCCUGGACGAGCUGGCGUCGAAGCUGGGCGCCGCCGACGCCAAGGCUGGCGCGACAAAAGAUGCGGUGAACGGCGGAGACGGCAGCCAAGAAAGCAAGAGGCCGCGGGCCGUGCUGGUGCACUGCGUGAUGGGGAUCUCGCGGAGCGCGACGGCGGUGGCGGCCUUUCUCAUGCACCAGUACGGCAUGUCGCGGGACCAGGCCCUCGGGCACAUCGCCAAAAGACGCCCGCAGAUAAACCCAAACGGCGCCUUUCAGAAGCAGCUCCUGGACUGGCAUGAUAAGAUGAGGAGGGUUCGAGAAUUCGGCAAGCCCAAGCCGGCGGUCCAAGUGCUGGAGCGUUGGAAGAGGGCUUUGCCCUUUUUCGAGAAGGAUUUCGAGGCCGAUUCCGAGCACCCUUUCCGGGAUAACGUGGAGCACGAAGGAGUAUUCCCAUUCGAACUUUAG
This is a messenger RNA of Gaeumannomyces tritici R3-111a-1, 798 nucleotides long. RefSeq lists its product as hypothetical. Gene Ontology annotation, molecular function: MAP kinase tyrosine/serine/threonine phosphatase activity; protein tyrosine/threonine phosphatase activity. Gene Ontology annotation, cellular component: cytoplasm. The coding region runs from base 1 to 798 and encodes 265 amino acids. Gene Ontology annotation, biological process: negative regulation of MAPK cascade; protein dephosphorylation. The record is from RefSeq and is a predicted model, not a curated record. NCBI's taxonomy places the organism in Eukaryota, Fungi, Ascomycota, Sordariomycetes, Magnaporthales, Magnaporthaceae. The transcript has a single exon.